This is a messenger RNA of Lathyrus sativus (Indian pea), 1227 nucleotides long. NCBI's taxonomy places the organism in Eukaryota, Viridiplantae, Streptophyta, Magnoliopsida, Fabales, Fabaceae. The record is from the annotation of a GenBank genome assembly.
AUGGAGAGAACACAAUCCUCACUUCUACAAAUUCAGCCUCCAACUUAUGGAAACUUAGUCACAAUUCUAAGUAUAGAUGGUGGCGGUAUUAGAGGCCUUAUUCCUGCAACUAUACUCGAGUACCUUGAAUCAGAACUUCAGGAAUUGGAUGGUGAAUCUGCACGACUUGCAGAUUACUUUGAUGUAAUUACAGGAACAAGUACCGGUGGUCUUGUAACUGCCAUGUUAACGGCUCCAAAUGAUAAACAACGUCCACUUUUUGCUGCUAAAGAUAUCAAACCCUUUUACUUGGAACACUGUCCAAAUAUUUUCCCACAAAACAAGCACAUGUUAGGUUCUAUGGGGAAAUUGUUUAGAUCAUUGGCAGGACCAAAAUAUGAUGGAAAAUACCUUCACAGUGUGGUGAGGGAGAAGCUUGGAGAAACUCGCGUGCAUGAGACUCUCACCAACAUUGUGAUCCCCGCGUUUGACAUAAAGUCGAUGCAACCGAUUAUUUUUUCAACUUAUCAAAGCAAGAGAACCCCAUGCAUGGAUGCUCGACUCUCUGACAUAUGCAUCAGUACUUCUGCUGCUCCCACUUAUCUUCCAGGUUACAACUUCAAGAACCAAGACAGCGAAGGAAACGUACAUGAAUUCAACCUCAUUGACGGUGGUGUUUGUGCAAAUAAUCCGACUUUGGUGGCAGUGAAUGAAGUAACCAAACAGAUAGUUAAUCAGAAUAAUGACUUCUAUGCCAUCAAGCCCAUGGAAUAUAGUCGCUUUCUGAUAAUCUCAUUGGGAACUGGUACGCCAAAGAAUGAACAAAAAUUUGAUGCAAAAAUGGCAGCAAAAUGGGGUCUAUUGAAUUGGUUAACUCAUGGCGGUUGCACUCCCUUAAUUGACAUCUUUAGUCAAGCCUCCGGAGAUAUGGUUGAUUUUCAUAUUGCUACUGUCACUCAAGCGCUUAACUGUCAAGAUAAUUAUCUUCGAAUACAAGAUGAUACAUUGACUGGUAUUGACUCUUCCGUUGAUAUUGCCACCAAAGAGAAUUUAGAAAACCUAUGCAAAAUUGGAGAAAGGUUAUUGAACAAACCUGUGUCUAAGGUCAAUUUAGAGAACGGCAUGUGUGAGCCUACUGAAAAUCUUGAAACCAACCAAGAAGCUCUUAAAAGGUUUGCAAAAAUACUUUCACAAGAGAGGAAGCUUCGAGAGUUGACAUCUCCUCACACUAACAAGAACUUAAAAUAG